AUGAAUAAAUUAAAAAAAAUAAAUGUAUAUUCACUUCAAGAAGUUAAAUAUACAAUGGAUGACUCAAUUAGCCCAUUUAUGGCUACAUUGGGGUACCAGGAAACUUAUCUUUUAAUGAAUAUACGAUUUAUUCUUGGUUAUUCAUCAGCAGUAAUAAGUGCUAGUGUUGCAGCAUGCAACUAUAUUUUCGGUUUUAAAGCAUCUAGAAUUUAUACUUUAUGGGGAGUGAUUAUGUAUUUUAUUUUAUAUGGGUGUUAUAACUUGUGGAACUAUACAGCAGGAAGAAGCAUUAUCUACCAAGGAAGUAAGAAGAAGAUUCGUCUAAGUAUUCGCUCAUCCAUUAAUAAAAAAGGCCCCACGUAUACACUGACAGUUGAAAUACUAAAAGAUCGUAUUUUAAAAAAGUUUUUGGCAAAAGAGACAUUCAAUCUAUGGUUUACAGAAGACGGGGAUUUUGAAAAAGCUCAAUUUAAUGCAUGGCUCAAAAAUACUAUUAAACAGAUAGAAGAAGGAAAAGGAAGCUUCAUCAUUGAUAUUUCGAAUAUAAUAAAAAGGAAGACUGAUAACUAA
Molecule: messenger RNA, 570 nt
Organism: Pneumocystis jirovecii RU7
Lineage: Eukaryota; Fungi; Ascomycota; Pneumocystomycetes; Pneumocystales; Pneumocystaceae
Exons: 3
Coding region: 1-570 (189 amino acids)
Biological process (GO): protein targeting to ER
Cellular component (GO): signal peptidase complex; membrane
Source: RefSeq, a predicted model, not a curated record